AAACAAACAUACCGGAAAAGAUUCCUUAUAGGUGCGGAUGCAAAGAUGGCGGAAGACGAGAGCCAAUUUGAAGAAUUUGACCAAAUAGACUUUUUAAGAGAUAGACAUGUACGAUUCUUCCAGAGAACACUUCAGGUGUUACCUGAGAGAUAUGCCUCGCUGGAAACAACCAGGUUAACUAUCAUAUUUUUUGCCCUGUCUGGUCUCGAUGUGCUGGAUGCUCUGGAUGUGAUUGAUAGAAACACUAUGAUUGAGUGGAUCUAUUCCCUCCAGGUUCUACCCACAGAGGACCAAGUUAACCUCAGUCGUUGUGGGUUUCGAGGAUCGUCACAUAUUGGAAUUCCUUACAGCACUAAGGGGCCAGGUGUGCUCCAUCCAUAUGACAGUGGCCAUGUAGCCAUGACCUACACUGGGCUGUGCUCGCUGCUAAUACUGGGAGACGACCUGAGCCGGGUUAACAAACAGGCCUGUCUGGCUGGUCUCAGAGCACUGCAGCUGGAGGACGGCAGUUUCUACGCAGUGCCAGAAGGAAGUGAAAAUGAUAUACGGUUUAUCUACUGUGCAGCCAGUAUCUGUUACAUGCUGGAUGACUGGUCAGGCAUGGACAUCCAGAAGGCCAUUGAGUACAUAAGGGGAAGUUUGUCCUACGACAAUGGGUUUGGCCAGGGAGCUGGGCGAGAGUCACAUGGUGGCUGGACGUACUGCGCCAUAGCGUCUCUGUGUCUGAUGGGUCGGCUGGAGGAGGCCCUAAGUCAGCGGGAGCUGGACAGGAUCCGGCGCUGGUGUAUCAUGAGGCAGCAGAGCGGCUUCCAAGGGCGGCCCAACAAACCUGUAGACACAUGCUACUCCUUUUGGGUGGGAGCUACGCUCGAGCUAUUAGAUGUGUUCCAGUAUACGAACUUUGACAAGAACAGAAGCUUCAUCCUGUCCACACAGGACCGGUUGGUUGGGGGAUUUGCCAAGUGGCCGGACAGCCAUCCAGACCCUCUCCAUGCCUACUUAGGGCUGUGUGGUUUGUCUCUGAUCGGAGAGCCCAGUCUGAGGAAGGUCCACCCAGCUCUUAACAUCACCCAGAGAGCCUUUCAGCACGUCCAGCAGCUGCAGCAGACAUGGAGGGACAGCACUGGCAGCUGCAGCAGACAGCAUUGAAAGCAGGAUGUACCACAGCUCUGUCUCUGAACAGGUUCAGUAAUCCGGAAUAUCUAACAGUAGUCAGUCAAAGGCGACUGGAAUUUUGCUCUGUGUCUUGAAGACGUUUGGCCACUCAUGUGAGAGGCAUCCUCAUUUCAGAAAUCAGGAAGGUAUUGAAGAGCCCCGUUACAUGUUCGUAACAUUGGGGAGCCUAUUUGAAGUCCAUCAAGAGUGACUUUUCUGUUAAGCGAAAUACACCACACUUCUUUUUUUUUUUUCUGCCUUUUGAUUAUUAGACCGUUGUAAAUAACAAUGUGCGUUGUAGUUUGUGGAGAAAGUGAUGUGCCAGAAAGUCAAAAUUUGGGUCACUGGAGACUCGAAGAAAUUCCAGAUGCCUCGAUUUUGCUAACUUUUUCAUGAUGCAGUUUUGGAAGCUUCUUGCUCCUCGUCAUAGUCAACAACACAAUAUGCUGUAAACCUUCCUAGCCAAGGGUGAACUGCCUGACUUCACAUGGACAUAAGAAACAUCCUCAAAGUUAAUUGUAUUCACUGAGACCCUGUGGAGGGCAUGGGGAACAUCUAACGUGUGUCUUCAAAUGGUUAUGGAGUAGCGGGUGGCUUCAGCAGCUGACAGUUAUUAGUGGGCUGAAUAAAGUCCUGGUAUAAGAGGGAAAUAUAGCAAAUAAGUUCCUAAUUUAUGUUCACAAACCAGUAUAAUAACCAGUGGUACUUGUAGGGGUGAAAUAUGAAGAUUGUAAAGACAAAAUUGGAUGUUUCGUUUAGACAGUAUUUUUUUGCCUCUCUGCCCCUCAGACAUCUCCGUCCUCACGUUGCUUUUGAAGCUCAUCAACGCUUCAAGCUCUCCAGUCCCAAAGGUGAUAGCGUCCUUGCGGGUAAACUCUCCCUUGUUUCUCCCAUCAGGUUCAACGUACAGGCUUUUUUUCAGUGUUCAAGAGAUUUUAACAAUAAUAGAACUAGGGGGGUGAAAUUCAUGGAAAAGGCAGCAUAGAGCCAGCAACCACCCCAAGGACCAGCUUUGUGACUGGAGGGAACAAUCAAAAACUGGUUGAAACAAUAUUAAAUAAAUAAUAGUUUUGCUACAGGCCUUAUGAUUUCUGCUCACCGAAAACAUAAUUUAGUGUUCACAUCUUUCCCGAGGCUAAAAGAAAAAUAGAUUGGUCCUCUUAAGGGAAUUUGCUUUAAAAAAACAAGACAAGGUAGUAGCUGUUAAUUUUAGCAGCAGAUCCCAUCCCGACAUCCCCUGACUUCUAACCCUGGACUGAUCUGAGCUACCCUUCUUCACCAGCUCCCAUACUCCCUGAAGGCACUGGCCAGGCGGAAAUCAAUGGGAGAAAGACGAGACCGUGGCCUCAAACCUGGGGAAAUGAAUUCUUUUGAGCAGCACUGGGAAUUGACAUGUUAUUUUCAGAACAGAAAGGACGCAGGGC
This is a messenger RNA of Etheostoma cragini (Arkansas darter), 2579 nucleotides long. RefSeq names its product protein geranylgeranyltransferase type I, beta subunit (gene pggt1b). Gene Ontology annotation, cellular component: CAAX-protein geranylgeranyltransferase complex. Lineage: Eukaryota; Metazoa; Chordata; Actinopteri; Perciformes; Percidae. Gene Ontology annotation, biological process: protein geranylgeranylation. Gene Ontology annotation, molecular function: CAAX-protein geranylgeranyltransferase activity. The record is from RefSeq and is a predicted model, not a curated record. Bases 46 to 1149 code for a protein of 367 amino acids. The transcript is spliced from 9 exons.